Messenger RNA from Drosophila ananassae, 2953 nucleotides. It is a transcript of the gene alpha-Cat, whose product is annotated as catenin alpha. Gene Ontology annotation, biological process: cell migration; cell-cell adhesion. Gene Ontology annotation, cellular component: adherens junction; actin cytoskeleton; catenin complex. Lineage: Eukaryota; Metazoa; Arthropoda; Insecta; Diptera; Drosophilidae. The coding region runs from base 109 to 2844 and encodes 911 amino acids. The transcript is spliced from 12 exons. Gene Ontology annotation, molecular function: actin filament binding; beta-catenin binding; cadherin binding. The record is from RefSeq and is a predicted model, not a curated record.
GCCACGCUGACAUAUUUGCCGUUUACUGGAUCAGAAAACAAAUCGUCAUCACUUAAAUAGGCGUCGUCGUUUCGUCAGAAAAGUGUAUAUAUUUUGAAAUCAUUUAAAAUGGGUACACUUACAGAUUUUGGGCAGAUAGCUCUAAAAUGGGACCCAAAAAAUUUAGAAAUUCGUACCAUGUCAGUUGAAAAGACAUUAGAACCGCUAGUGUUGCAAGUGACUACUCUUGUUAAUACCAAGGGACCUAGCAAAAAAAAAAAGGGAAAAUCAAAACGAGCCAGUGCAUUAGUGGCAGCUGUUGAAAAAGCUACGGAAAAUUUUAUCCAAAAAGGUGAACAGAUUGCCUAUGAGAACCCCGACAUCACACAAGAAAUGCUUACUGCCGUGGACGAAGUUAAGAAAACUGGAGACGCUAUGAGCAUUGCUGCCAGAGAAUUUUCGGAAGAUCCAUGCAGCUCAUUAAAGCGAGGAAACAUGGUUCGAGCUGCAAGAAAUCUUUUAUCAGCUGUAACUCGCCUUUUAAUUUUAGCUGACAUGGUAGACGUUCAUCUACUUUUAAAAUCUCUGCAUAUUGUUGAAGAUGAUUUAAAUAAGUUAAAAAAUGCAUCCAGUCAGGACGAGCUUAUGGAUAAUAUGAGGCAAUUUGGUCGAAACGCAGGGGAACUUAUAAAACAAGCAGCAAAACGACAACAAGAACUUAAAGAUCCACAGUUGAGGGAUGAUUUAGCUGCUGCUCGGGCAAUGCUUAAAAAGCAUUCAACCAUGCUUUUGACUGCUUCAAAAGUUUACGUUCGUCAUCCGGAACUGGAUUUAGCAAAAGUAAACCGUGAUUUUAUUUUGAAACAAGUUUGUGAUGCGGUAAACACCAUUAGUGAUGUUGCGCAAGGAAAAUCGACGCAACCUUCUGAUGUUUACAGUGGCGCAGGGGAGCUGGCUGCUGCAUUGGACGAUUUCGAUGAAGGCAUUGUCAUGGACCCUAUGACUUAUAGCGAAAAACGAUCUCGUCAAUUACUUGAGGAACGUUUGGAGAGUAUUAUUAGUGCAGCUGCUUUAAUGGCGGAUGCAGAUUGUACCAGAGACGAGCGACGAGAGAGAAUAGUAGCCGAAUGCAAUGCUGUGCGACAAGCUUUACAAGAUCUUUUAUCCGAAUAUAUGUCAAAUAUGACCCAAAAAGAUAACAGCCCUGGACUUGUCCGUGCAAUUGAUCAAAUGUGUCGCAAAACACGUGACUUACGACGUCAAUUGCGAAAGGCUGUUGUUGAUCAUGUUUCCGACUCGUUUUUAGAAACCACGACACCUUUGAUAGAUUUAAUUGAAGCUGCAAAAACUGGAAAUGAAAAGAAAGUUCGUGAGAAAGCCGAUAUUUUUACUAAACACGCAGAAAAACUUGUAGAAGUUGCAAACCUUGUAUGCAGUAUGUCUAGUAAUGAAGAUGGUGUCAAAAUGGUUCGAUAUGCCGCUGCCCAAAUUGAAAGCCUUUGUCCCCAAGUAAUAAAUGCUGCAUCUAUAUUAACAGUCCGCCCCAAUUCUAAAGUGGCUCAAGAAAAUAUGUCUACUUAUCGUCAAGCUUGGGAAGUCCAAGUUCGUAUUUUAACUGAAGCGGUGGACGACAUAACAACAAUCGAUGAUUUUUUGGCAGUAUCUGAAAAUCAUAUACUUGAAGAUGUUAACAAAUGUGUAAUGGCUUUACAAGUAGGUGAUGCUAAAGACUUGCGUACAACCGCUGGAGCAAUUCAAGGUCGAUCUUCACGAGUUUGUAAUGUCGUAGAAGCGGAAAUGGAUAAUUACGAACCUUGUAUUUAUACAAAACGAGUUUUAGAAGCAGUAAAGGUGCUUCGUGAACAAGUAAUGAACAAGUUUGACCAACGAGUGGAAGCAGCAGUUGGAGCCCUUGCAAAUACCUCCAAUAAAGAUGUAGACGAAAAUGACUUUAUUGAUGCCUCUCGUCUAGUUUAUGAUGGAGUUCGAGAAAUUCGAAGGGCAGUUCUGAUGAAUAGAAGUUCAGAAGACCUUGAUACCGACACAGAAUUUGAGCCUGUAGAGGAUUUGACUUUAGAAACACGAAGCCGAUCAAGUGCCCAUACUGGUGAUCAAACUGUCGACGAAUAUCCAGAUAUAAGUGGAAUAUGUACUGCACGAGAGGCUAUGCGGAAAAUGACAGAAGAGGAUAAGCAAAAAAUUGCGCAACAAGUUGAAUUAUUUCGAAGGGAAAAACUUACUUUUGAUUCAGAAGUAGCAAAAUGGGAUGACACUGGAAAUGACAUAAUAUUUUUAGCAAAACACAUGUGUAUGAUUAUGAUGGAAAUGACUGAUUUCACCAGGGGCCGCGGUCCUUUAAAAACUACGAUGGACGUGAUUAACGCUGCCAAAAAAAUUUCCGAAGCUGGGACAAAGCUAGAUAAACUAACGCGGGAAAUAGCAGAGCAAUGUCCCGAAAGUAGCACUAAAAAAGAUUUGCUGGCUUAUUUGCAACGUAUAGCUCUUUAUUGUCACCAAAUUCAAAUAACCUCUAAAGUCAAAGCAGACGUACAGAAUAUAAGUGGCGAACUUAUAGUUUCCGGGUUGGACAGCGCCACAUCACUGAUUCAAGCUGCUAAAAAUCUUAUGAAUGCGGUAGUACUUACUGUAAAAUACUCAUAUGUGGCGUCAACCAAAUACACUAGGCAAGGCACAGUUUCUUCUCCAAUAGUGGUAUGGAAAAUGAAAGCUCCAGAAAAAAAGCCCCUGGUUAGACCUGAAAAACCAGAGGAGGUUCGGGCUAAAGUUCGAAAGGGUUCACAAAAAAAAGUUCAAAACCCUAUUCAUGCGCUGUCUGAAUUUCAAAGUCCUGCUGAUGCUGUUUAAAUAUAUUAAAAUAAUUUUAAUAUCAUAUUGCACCCAUAAUAAAAAUAUACAUCAUCAUUCUAUUAUUUUUUAAAAUACUCUCAAUAAACAGCAAACGUUAUUAUUAGUA